AUGCUGCUGAAAGCCAGCACUCGGGUUGAGGUAACCACACUGACUGCCCUGCUGCUGGCCAGCUGCGCUGCUGAGUUCUUAUCGGGAAGCUUCGAAAGCACGUGUGCCUACUCGCUAGCUGUGCGAGUCAGGGCACUGCUCCAGGGCUCCGUCUUUACCAAGCUGGCCAUCAUUCUGUUCGGAACAUGGGCACUGUUUAAUCCCGGAAAGGAAUUGACUGCAUCCCUCUCGUUCAGCUGCAUCUACACCCUGUCCCUUCUGGAUCCAGCUUGCAGCAACGUCGUUUCCAUGCUAAGACUCAUUGUGCUGGCAGUUUUCGGGCUCAAGAGAAUCUCGAAGGCAUGCACAGAACCGGAAAGAAAUGAGGACACCAGUACUUCGGAAGACGACGCGCUCCCUCCAGGCUCCAUCUGCCUCGACGAUUGCUCAUUCACGUGGAGCAAUGAGGAAGCAUCCAUUGGAACAAGUGUGGAAGCUGCGUUACGUGACGUGAGCCUGAAAGUUGAGCCUGGUUCCCUGGUUGGCAUUGUGGGCUCUGUUGGAAGCGGGAAAUCAACCCUGUUGAGCGCACUUCAAGGCGACGUGCAACAAAUAAGCGGUCGCUGCAGGGUCAUGGGAACCAUAGCCUGCAUGCCACAGAGUGCGUGCAUCUACAACAUGUCGAUAAGGGACAACAUCUUAUUCGGGAAACCGCACGACGCGUCCCUAUACAAUAGGGUCCUGUCUGCUUGCGACCUCUUGAAAGACAUGGCUGGAUUUCCCACGGGAGACCUCACAGAGGUUGGACAAAAGGGUGCAACACUAAGUGGUGGGCAGAAGCAGAGAAUAGCCCUUGCUCGAGCGGUCUACAGUGAGAGCAGCGUCUACCUUCUAGACGACACGCUGAGCGCGCUGGACGUGCAUGUCGCGGCGAAGGUCUUCGACAAGGUGAUUGGACAGCACGGAUUGCUGCGAAAAAAGACACGACUCGUUGUAUGCACGCAGACCCAAUAUCUUCAGCAGAUGAAGAAGAUACUUCUAGUUGCUGACAGACAAGUUACGUCUUUCAAUAGCGUGAGCGAACUGUUACAAGAUCCUAGAUGUGCCUUCGCCCUCGCGAUGAGCACACGCAGCCUGUCCUACCGACUGCACAAUGUGAUGAUCGUCAGGGUGCUCGGCAGCCCUGUUGGUUUCUUCGACGCCACUCCGAGAGGUCGUGUGCUCAACCGCCUUUCCGUCGAGCUGGAUGUCAUCGACUCGCGCUUUUAUCUGGGCUCCAAGCAGGUGUUGCAGUCGCUAACGGCGGGCAUCGCCAGGAUUAUCGUCACAGGACUGCAGCUGCCGACGGCAGCCGUUCUGGCAGCAGUGGCUGUCACGUUCUACCUUUUUACCAUGGUGUUUAUGGCCAAAUCCGCAAAUAUGGCGCGGAGGUUUGAGAGUGUCAGCCUAUCUCGGCUCCUCCAACACGUGGCCGAGACACGAGAUACGCUGAGUGUGGUGCGCUCGUAUGGCGUGGAGCACCGGUUCACCGCGCAUUGCCACCGCCUCGUGAACAUGGCCACAACUGGGUUGCUGGCGCACGUGAACAGCCUCCGGUGUUCUCGAUUCCUGGGAGGCCUGUGCGGCUUUGUCGUGAUACUGGUAGCCGUAAUUUUUGCCAUUCUUCCGUCGGGACGCAGUACCAAUCUUGUUGAUGAAGGAAGCUCCGUUGGACUUGCUCUGAGUUCGUCUAUGGGGAUAUCCCUUCUCAUCGUGGGGUCAACAGGUGCAAUCUUCUUUGUCAUCCAGGCACUUGUGUCUUUCGAGCGGUGUCUCGAGUACACGCGUUUACCACCAGAGGUAGAUGAGCAGGGAUCCCAGGACGCCGCACGCAUUGCUCGGAGAAACACGAAGAGCUGUGCCAAGGCUAUCUGCAUUCGUCCACUCGAUGAAACAGCGUGGCCUUCAGAAGGAAAGCUCGAGUUCGACCGGUAUUCGGCGUCCUACAAGCCCGGAGUGUUGCCUGACGUCCUCACCGACGUGUCCUUCAUAGCACAUCCUCGUGAGAAGGUGGGCAUUGUCGGUCGCACAGGUGCAGGUAAGUCUUCGCUCCUUAUGGCGGUGCUCCGGGUCUUGAAGGCAUCAGCUGGAUGCAUCCGCAUAGAUGACGUCGACAUAGCAUCAGUACCCUUGCGUCGGCUGCGGUCAGCCGUCACCGUCAUCCCACAGGACCCUUGCUUGACACGAGGCGCACUACGGGAUGUUUUGGACCCGACUGGCAGGCACUCAGACAGCGACGUAUGGUGCGCACUGGCGCAAGCACACCUCACCGAAUUCGUCGCGCACCACUCUCUGAACAUAAGGAUGGACGUGGGUGACGGUGGAAGUAACCUCAGUGCCGGCCAGCGACAACUUGUGUGCCUCGCCAGGGCUCUGCUUCGGCGGCCACGUAUUAUCCUCAUGGAUGAGGCUACAUCACAUAUGGAUGGCAACACUGACAGGACCGUGCAGACUACGCUACGAGAGAGCUUCGCCUACUGCACCGUACUCACAAUUGCACACAGACUGGAGACGGUGCUAGACUACGACAAGAUCCUGGUGAUGGCUAAAGGCAGGACAGUUGAGUUCGGACCCACGCAGCAGCUCGCCAGCAAUCCUGAUUCCGCAUUCCACGCUAUGCUGCGGCAAGCCAGAUUGCUUCCAGAGAACAGUUUGGAGAAUAAUGUUGAACCGACUACGCACAUUACCCAUUUAUGA
Molecule: messenger RNA, 2715 nt
Organism: Rhipicephalus sanguineus (brown dog tick)
Lineage: Eukaryota; Metazoa; Arthropoda; Arachnida; Ixodida; Ixodidae
Product: ATP-binding cassette sub-family C member 3
Exons: 15
Coding region: 1-2715 (904 amino acids)
Biological process (GO): transmembrane transport
Cellular component (GO): membrane
Molecular function (GO): ABC-type transporter activity; ATP hydrolysis activity; ATP binding
Source: RefSeq, a predicted model, not a curated record